CGACCGCCACGGACUCAGCGCCCGGCCAGCAGCCGACAGCGCCACAUUGCGCCUGCGCAAACCCUGUGGCGGGGCUAGAUAGCAAAGUGGUUAACUAAGCCUUGGUUGGACCAAGGCGGCGUCACAAGCCUGCGCAGGCGCGUUCCGCCUUCGGACACUGGUCGCUGCGCAGGCGCCCGUUCUAGUCACCUAUCCUGUAAACAGAGGGGCCCCCGGGAGGCAACUUCUGCUUCCGGGUCACGUCUUGACAGCGGCUUUCACCACCCAGGUCAGCCCUGCAGUUCGGAAUUAUGUUCUAGAUAAACCUAGUCCCUUGUUCUCUAUAAAAUCUCCGUCUGCAUAUGGUGCACAUGGGACCCAGCAAGCUCAAAGUCUUCAACACAUGCUGUACUAAGGGAGGAAGGAGGCAAGCAAAGCAUAAGCGGCUUUCAAAUCCUUGUGUUUUGUAAUAAUUACAUGGAGAGAUAUCACUGGCCUUCUGUCUUACCAACAGCCACCACUUAAAGGUCCACAGAGAAGAUCAACCCCUAACAUGCAUGGGAGCAGAUGUGAACUGUACCCACGGCACGCUGAAGCCCCUGCACUGUGCCUGCAUGGUGUCCGAUGCUGACUGUGUGGAAUUACUGCUGGAGAAGGGAGCUGAGGUGAAUGCCCUGGAUGGUUAUAACCGAACAGCCCUCCACUAUGCAGCUGAGAAAGAUGAGGCUUGUGUGGAAGUCCUGUUGGAAUAUGGUGCAAACCCCAAUGCACUGGACGGCAACCGAGACACCCCACUUCACUGGGCAGCCUUUAAGAACAAUGCCGAGUGUGUGCGCGCCCUCCUGGAGAGCGGGGCCUCUGUCAACGCCCUGGAUUACAACAAUGACACCCCGCUCAGCUGGGCUGCCAUGAAGGGAAAUCUUGAGAGCAUCAGCGUCCUUCUUGAUUAUGGUGCGGAGGUCAGAGUCAUCAACCUAAAAGGCCAGACGCCCAUCUCCCGCCUGGUGGCUCUGCUAGUCAGGGGACUUGGAACAGAGAAAGAGGACUCUUGCUUUGAGCUCCUCCACAGAGCUGUGGGACACUUUGAAUUAAGGAAAAAUGGCACCAUGCCACGAGAAGUGGCCAAAGACCAGCAGCUAUGUGAAAAACUGACUGUUCUGUGCUCAGCCCCAGGGACCCUCAAAACCCUCUCGCGCUAUGCUGUGCGCCGGAGCCUGGGACUCCAGUAUCUGCCGGAUGCGGUGAAGGGCCUUCCACUGCCAGCUUCUCUGAAGGAAUACCUGUUACUCGUAGAAUAGCCCAGAGGAGACGAGUGCACCGUCAGGCAGGCAACUCUGGGUGAGGUUUUGCCCUGCAGCACUGUCUCUGUCUUGGAAAACAGGGAAAGCAGUUGUUCCUGCUCUGUGGUUUCUAUUUCGAGGCAACAUGUCACAACAGUAACCUCCACAUCACCUCCCCUCCCCAAACCAAGCAACCAAAAACGUCCCUCACUUUUGUUUCUGUUUCUUACUUACCUGGCCUUUCAUAUUGCACCCUGAAAAGGAAGAGGUCUCCCUAACCCUCCCUUUAGGGAAAAAGUCAACAGUGAGACUAAAUUUGUCUCGGAAGAUGAAGCGUAUUUAUAGAACAUGUGUUUGGUUUUCCUUUGGGGACCUGAUUAACGUUUUCAGAAGAAUCCCUCUUAGAAACAUUUUAAUUGAUCUGUGAAGAAGUUUAAGAAAAUUCCAGCUAACAAUUGCAGCCCCCAAAUGAAGAUACUACAACCUCAAAUGGUGUGCAGGUUCAGAAUUGGGCUGGAUGAUAUCCCUAGAAUCAUCCUGGGGCAUUCAGAAGGGACUGGCCCCCUUUCUCACCAUCGAAGGGAAGGGCAGCCUUUGCUUCUUUUCCAUGGGUGUGCCCAAGGGUUACAGUAGUUCAGCAAUAUUAUUUUAGAAAGACGGUCUUGCUGCUUUACAUAUAGUAGAAGGGAUAGGAGGUUCUAAGCAGUCCUAAGAACUAAAAGUCCUCAGAACUUUUCUUCUAAUGCAGUUCUUUCUCCUCCUGACAGCCAGUUUGCUCUAGUGGGCUUGAUAGGCACUUCCUGCGCCGUAGGCAAAGGUGUUUGCUGUAGCACAGGAGGACGUGGGCUGGGCUGCCUUUUCUCUCUGGUCUUCUUCAUUCACUCUGCUAAGAGUUUGGAAUUUGUUUUGUUUUGUUUUCAGGUGUUUUGGAAACUUUACUUUUUACUGAUCUAUACUAGACAUUGGUGGAGGGGGUGGAGAGUUGAGGAGUGGGGGAGGAGCAUUAUAAGAGCUUCCUCAGAGAUGACCCACCUACCCGAAAAAGAUCUGUUUUAGUGAACAACACUUAGUCUACAGUACUCUCCCUUUUCAUGUUCCUAAACUAGAUCAAGUUGUUAUUGAUCCUAGAUGACCUUAUGCAAAUGUGGAAAACUUUUUUUUUUAACUGAUUGGGAACUAUAAAUAAAAAUGAACUGCUGACACAGCUAA
Globicephala melas (long-finned pilot whale) is the source of this 2468-nucleotide messenger RNA. It is a transcript of the gene ASB8, whose product is annotated as ankyrin repeat and SOCS box containing 8. Gene Ontology annotation, biological process: RNA processing; intracellular signal transduction. Gene Ontology annotation, molecular function: RNA nuclease activity; protein binding; RNA binding. NCBI's taxonomy places the organism in Eukaryota, Metazoa, Chordata, Mammalia, Artiodactyla, Delphinidae. The record is from RefSeq and is a predicted model, not a curated record.